AUUAAGAGAGGUUCAUCGUCGUAUCAGUUACUCUUCAUCCCUCACUGCUCUGAUUGAGAACCUUUUGUCUUGACUUUGAAUCACUGAAGAGGAUGAAGUUCAUUAUGAUGUUUCUCGUGUUGACGCUGGUCGUCCUCAUGGCUGAACCUGGAGAGGGCUUCAUUGGACACCUGAUACACGGAGUCCUUCGCGUUGGCAAGCUGAUCCAUGGGUUGGUGCACAGGCAUGGAAAGAUGGACCAGCAGGAGCUGGACAAACGUUCGAUUGUUUUCGUACCAGAUCAGCCCCCUGUUCAAUAGAGAGAGAGAGACCACGCUUUUGUACUGAUAUCAAUAAAAAAUGCUUCUUGCUUUUCAUGAUAAAAAAUAUAUAUACACCUUCUUAAAAACGUGAUGCAUUGACAUUCAUUGAUUGAUGAAUCUUGAAAAUGAAAUUGAUUAAAAGUCUGUUUUUCCUGAAUA
Molecule: messenger RNA, 461 nt
Organism: Labrus bergylta (ballan wrasse)
Lineage: Eukaryota; Metazoa; Chordata; Actinopteri; Labriformes; Labridae
Product: pleurocidin-like peptide WF3
Biological process (GO): defense response to bacterium
Source: RefSeq, a predicted model, not a curated record